This is a messenger RNA of Eurytemora carolleeae, 648 nucleotides long. RefSeq names its product neurofilament heavy polypeptide. NCBI's taxonomy places the organism in Eukaryota, Metazoa, Arthropoda, Copepoda, Calanoida, Temoridae. Bases 1 to 648 code for a protein of 215 amino acids. The record is from RefSeq and is a predicted model, not a curated record. The transcript is spliced from 2 exons.
AUGAGAAUUACACAUAAACUCUUGGAGUUGUAUAGGGAAGGAGUGGAUCUAGGACUGGAUAUCAAGCUUAACCUGUGGACUAAAGAUGGAGAAGAAUUUUUCUCAUUUUCUAGAGUUUCUCGACCCGUCAACCGGAGAAGGAGAAGAAACAGAGGUGUGAUGUCAACUCUGAAGGAAGUGAUACUACCCCAGCAAGAAGUGCAGUCUCCCUUGAAGGAAGUGCGGUCCCCUCUGAAGGAAGUGCAGUCCCCCCUUAAGGAAGUUCGGUCCCCCCUGAAGGAAGUGCGGUCCCCCCUGAAGGAAGCUAGACAACCCUUGCGGGAUGUGUCAAAGUCCCCAUGUCAGGAAAUCGGGCGCCCAUGGAAGAUUGUAAGGAACCCCGUGAAUGAAGCUAGACCUCCUCUACUAGAAGAUAGGAAAGCCAAGAUGAAAAGAGCUAGAUCUCCAUCCAUCACUUCCUGCCCUAUUCCCCAGCUUGAUGGGAUAUGUACACCAUCAACACCUAACACCAAUCUUCUUUUCAGGCCUAAGGUUACUGAGGAAUCUGAUCCUGAGUCAGCGCCUGAACCUGAACCUGAUCCUGAAUUUUCAUUGGAGGCCUUUCAGAUUCGUAUUGGAGUUCCAAAAGAUGUUUACAGGAGGCCCUAG